Colletotrichum scovillei is the source of this 1282-nucleotide messenger RNA. RefSeq lists its product as uncharacterized. Lineage: Eukaryota; Fungi; Ascomycota; Sordariomycetes; Glomerellales; Glomerellaceae. The coding region runs from base 348 to 911 and encodes 187 amino acids. The record is from RefSeq and is a predicted model, not a curated record. The transcript has 2 exons.
AUCGCAGCUGCUGUCAAUGCUGCUGGUCGACAUGGGACUUGACAGCAGCAUUGUUGCUGGUAAUAAAUGAGCAUUGUUCCUUCCACUCGUCAAUUGCUGGCAACUGCUGCGACUGGUCGGCUGGGUCACUCUUUCCUGCCUUCCCAACAACAAGCUCUUUCCUCUCCUUCCACUGUUGCCAGUCUCGACCAUGCACCUUCCCCUUGCCUACCUUACCUGACCUUGCAUCACUCCGGUAAAUAUGGCUUCCUCCCCAUCGACCUAGCAUUCUCUGAUGGCAUUCCUCGCAAUUAUUGUGCUUGUUUGAUGGCGUUGUUCUCACUUGCCCCAAACUCCCUCAUCUAUUGAUGAUUAUCGUCUACCUCUUUCUCGAUUGCUCUGGCUCGAAGUGGUGCCGACCAUCGUCUCUCCAGCAGCUGCUGGUACACACGUCAGCAGAGGAACCGUACGGUUGGCAAGCUUCCCUUGUUCCAUAUUCCAUUCACGCCACGACCAUGCGGUGCUACCGAAUCGACUUUUGCGAUCAAUUUCAUCCCACAUUCAUUCAGCACAACCACUCCGCACCAGCCUCCACACGGCAAAGACAUCCCGCCGAUGCUCGACAUCUCCGACUACAUACCCGUCGGCUCCGCCACGUCCCCCUCAAACUCGUGAUGCGAUGCUUGGGGCCCCGCUACCCGCAGCGCAGCUUCAAUUGGUGUUUACUUCUGUGUGGAGGUGGAAGUAGGAGGAAGUGGGUGAGGUCCACGAUUGCUUCAGAGGUGGUCCUCCAGAGGCUGUCUGUACGAUGCAAGUACAAAUGUCACAAAGUCACUGCGAUGCCGCCUUCACUCAAUCCCACUUGUCCCCCUAGUUCCGACUCCUCGAACCGGCGCUCCCGCUCCCGCCCGUCGCCCAUCUCACGUCAAUAGUAACGAGCGCGGCACCAGGAGACUUUCACAGACUGGUUCUCUCCUGGCAAGUGCGUCGCUGAGCCCUUGAAACCUUCGCCAAAGAAGCAUGUCGUCACAACGGCCAGGCUCAAGCGCCUAUGUUGCUGAGGCUUCGGGCAGUGAGCCCAGGGGACGGUAGGUCUUCCAGACUGGCGCUGAGAACCAAUCUCCUCGAGAGUCAGAACACCUGACAUUGAAUAGAUGAUUACCGCCUCGAAUUGUCAACCAAAAGUCUUCUCGGAAGUUGGUCAUGGCUGCGAGAUGUGCCCAAACGCCAAAGAAGCCGGCAGUACGGCAGGCGGCGACAGCGAGUCCAAUCCAAAGUCGAAGAGCUGGCACGAUAUCUAUCA